Clonostachys byssicola is the source of this 1725-nucleotide messenger RNA. The record is from the annotation of a GenBank genome assembly. Lineage: Eukaryota; Fungi; Ascomycota; Sordariomycetes; Hypocreales; Bionectriaceae.
AUGGUAGCCUCACAACCCAGCCACCUGGACACUCCCAAAGGUCCAUCUUCGACAGGAGAAUUGAAAGAUGGACCUGGAUCGCCUCAGAAAAAUUCGAUAUCGCAAUCGGAACAGGUUCCAGUCGUGAUUGCCGAGCCACCGUAUACUGUCUUUACGACCCCGCACAAGAUAUUCAUCUCCUUAGUUGCCUCAUUUUCAGGAAUGUUUUCAACUCUCUGCAGCUACAUAUACUAUCCUGCUAUCGUUUCCAUUUCUCGAGAUCUUGAAAGCUCUGUCCGUCUCAUCAACCUUACUGUUACCUCAUAUUUCGUGAUUGCGGCUGUGGCUCCAGCAUUCAUGGGUGACCUAGCAGAUCGGCUCGGCAGGCGUCCUAUUUAUAUUCUCAUGUUUAGCUUCUUCAUCGGUGCCAAUAUCAGCAUCGCCUUGGUCCAGAACUUUCCGGGCCUGCUAGUCCUACGCAUGCUACAAAGCGCUGGAUCUUCAGGUAAGUCACUGUCUCCGAGCCAAGGUACAUAUUACUGAUAAUCGCUGGAGGCCUGCUUGCGGUUUGCUACGGCGUUAUUGCUGAUAUCACCACGCCUGAGAAUAGAGGUGGUUAUGUGGGGAUGUUCGAUUUGCUGUGAGUACUCAAGGACCCGUACAAACUGAUAUUCAAGUGCUGAGAGGGCUAUAGAAUAAAUUUUGCCGUGAGCGUCGGCCCAGUUAUUGGCGGCUUGAUAACACAGUAUCUCUCCUGGAGAUGGAUUUUCUACUUCUUGUUGAUACUCACCUCAUCUCAAUUCCUGCUGAUGAUUUUAGUUUUUCCAGAGACUCAGCGGAAAAUAGUAGGAAAUGGUUCAGCCCGCGUUUCGGGAGUGUACUGGUCUCUUUUUACUUGGUUCCAACGGGGAAUCACUAGAACCGACCCGCCAGAGCGAAAGGCCAGCAAGUCCCAAUGGCUCCCCAACCCGUUUGCUUGCUUGAAAAUCUUCGCCAACAUUGAAUCUACGAUGGUUAUCUUAUUAUACUCUCUCACAUAUAAUGUGAAAAUGAGCACGCAGGCAUCGUUAGGAUCGCAGUGUGUUGAUAUUUAUGGCUUAGAUUACUUGACGGCCGGCCUAGUAUAUCUACCUUCGGGUGUCGGUGGCGUCUUUGCUUCGUUUGCUACGGGUUUGUUGGCAUCUCAUCUAGUUCAUAUUGUGACUCUACUUACGUCUAAUAGGCAAAUAUCUCGACAGAGUAUAUUUGAAAGAUGCUAAGAGCUUCUAUGGGACAGACAACAUCCCGGGACGACACGACUACCCGCCAGAAUUUCCAAUUGAGAAAAUAAGACUGCAUGGCGUUUUCCUUUUUAUUGGAGGUGCAGUGUUGUCAACUGUUGGGUACGGCCUGGCAUUAAUGACUCAAGCUGUAAGUACUGUUGUCAUCUUUGCAACUCUAGUAAUCCUUUGGGUCUGCAACCGGAAGCAGUUGCUGAUUAUGGAUGACUUAUCUAUAGCAUGUUUCCGUUAUGAUUUUAAUGCAAUUCUUCAUUGGAGUCUCUACAUCAUGCAUAUUCACGGUAGCUCAUGUCAAAUACCCUUUAUGUAGUCAAACGACCUCUAACUCUUCACAUUCUCUCAAGCAAUCCGCUACCCUACUUACGGAUUUAAACAAAGAUCGUUCGGCAACUGCUCAAGGUGCCAACAGUCUGGUCCGCUGCCUACUUGCGGCAGCUGGGGUCGCAGCGCUGGAGCCUCUGGCUGA